Molecule: messenger RNA, 6640 nt
Organism: Pelmatolapia mariae (spotted tilapia)
Lineage: Eukaryota; Metazoa; Chordata; Actinopteri; Cichliformes; Cichlidae
Exons: 7
Coding region: 147-1739 (530 amino acids)
Source: RefSeq, a predicted model, not a curated record
GCCUCUCUGAGGCUGUUGCUGGGAGCUCCGGCCAAUCAAAGCAUACAGCGCUCCCGUGUCCAGCCGUAAAAUACACCGAGAGAGCGGCCCCGGUACACCGGAGCGUGCAGCGGAGACGGGGAGGGGCAUCGGCCCGUUUGGGGGGAAUGGCGGAUGGGGAUGCUGUCUUGUCUGUGGAAUGGGACAGUGGUGAUGAGGGUUUAGCCAUGGAUCCAGAGAAAACGCUGACUUUCUGCCACGGGCUGCAGACUAUGGAGAUGACUAUGUCCCUGCAAGGGCUGGAUGUAACCGAAGAAGCUACGGUGCCUGUGAAACAGAUCGAAAUGAGCACAAUCAAUAAGAUGGCGAGGCAUCCAAAGUACUGUCCUGGAGUGAACAACAGUCCAGGUUACCUGUGUGAAACGGGACAUUGCUGCGGGGAGACGGGCUGCUGCACCUACUACUAUGAACUCUGGUGGUUCUGGCUCUUGUGGACGGUGCUGAUCCUCUUCAGCUGUUUCUGUGCUUACCGCCACCGCCGGGCCAAGCUGAGAAUUCAACAACAGCAGAGGCAGAGAGAAAUCAAUCUGAUCGCUUACAACGGCGCUUGCAACUACCCUUCAUCAAUGCUGGACCUCAGUUUUCUGGCUUCCUUCAAGUUGCCCUCUUACGAGGAGGUUGUUGCACAGCCCAGCACCCCUCCUCCGCCUUACAGCUCCAUCUUUGCACUGCAGGGAGGUGCCGCAGCAGGUCCUAGCUCCUCUUACCCCCAUCAUCACCACCACCGUCACCCCUGCCCUCCCUACUUGGGCCCCGGCCCCAGCGGUCUGACCUCCUCACAGAGCUCUGAUAACUACACCAGCUGCUCCUGUGAGUCUUGCUCCCUCACCUCCCCAUCCAGCACCUCCUUCUCUGUCCAGGUGACGGAUGAGACGUACGACAGCAGCCACAUGUCCACGCCCAGUGAAGCAGGAGGAGAUCUGGCCGUGGUGCCAAGGGUCGGGGUCCCCUUCACGCUGAUGCCAUCGCCACCCUCGCAGGUUCCACCUGAUGUUAUACCUGCAGUCACUCCGGAUGUCAUUCCGGUGCAGAGAUGUUCCUCUAACGGCAGUGAAGGAGUCUCGCCUCCAUCUCAUCCGCUUUCUCUCACUUUGCACUCUCGUCCUUCGCACUCCUCUCGCCUCCCGCUCUCUCCCCUCUCGCUGCUAUCUUCCAUUCCCGCUGGUCAAGUCCACCCUCUUGUUCCAUCGGACCCACUCGGAGCCAUGGCUCUUCAGAGAGCGAAAGAAGAGACGUCACCUCAUGAUCCAAAAACCAGGCCCCUGCACUCAGCUCCUAAGCAGGCUUUCCUCUUAUCAAACAUGGCUGUCUCUGUGCACUGCGGCGGCAAGGAGGAGCAAAAAAGGGAAAAAGAAGAAGAGGAGGAGGAGGACGAAGACGAGGAUGAGGAGGACCAUUUCCGGCAUCGACGGCUGACGGGUGACUCGGGUAUUGAGGUGUGCCGCUGCCACGUGAAAAGAGGGCAACAAGAGGAUGAGGAACCAAAGAAGGGGCGCUUCGAUAAGGGAGGGAAAGAUGUUGUGAAGGAAGGGGAGAAGGCAGAUGUGCUGCAGGACAGCAUGGACUGUUCCCAGCAAAAGAAGGUCGCCGCACAGUUGCCCGUGCUGGACGACUGUGCGGAGCAGCGGGGCCAUGUCUCUUCCCCUUCUAGCAUCAUCAUUAACAGAAACGAGGCUAUCAUCACUGUGGAGACCCUGUAAGUAAACAGCCAUGGAAGGAAGGAAAAGUGGGAUAGCAUUCGUAACCGGAUGAGUGACGAAUUAAAGGAAAAAAAGAAAACGAUCGGUCUUAGGAAAGAUUUGAGCUAUCAGAACAGAUUCACUGCAUCUUAGUGUUGGUUCUACAAAUCUCUGUAAAUCUCCUGAAGGGAUGGCACACAAUUUUUUUGUCCUUUUUUUUCUUUAAAAAAAAAAGGGCAUUUGGAUGAUGGUUGUAGAAAGUCUCCAAAAUCUUCCAUUAGUGUAUAACUGAGCUGAGAUCAGGUGACUGCAAAGGCAUUAGCAAAAUUAUUGACAUGACUUUCAUACUCAUCCAACCACCCAGUGACCUCUGAUGGACCGCUCUGUGGAUGGGGACAACCCUGGAAGACUACUACGUUAAUAAGACAAGUGAACUAUACCAACAGCUUCUGGGUUUUCCUUUAAUUUGUCAUCCGCCUGUCGAUGAAGACUUAAGAAGUGAAAAAUGUGAUCACUGAAGAAAAGUCUUGGAGAGCUUACAGAAAUGUCUGCAAGCCAUCAGAUCGGAUGAGUAACAUUUUUAGGAGGGGGUCUCUGUAUUUUAUUUUGGGAACCCCAGACCUCAAAGUUCUCAUGAUUUAUAAGAGAUGAUUUGGGUUUGUUGUGGAGUACGAGGUGUUCUUUCCUUAAAAUGCAAAUGGCUCAAAGUCCUUAAAAAUAAUUCCCCUUUCUGCAUCCUUUUCUUGCUAGAGCCACUAUGAUAAAAUGUUUUCCCUGCAGAUGAGGGGAAAAAUACCUGACAUCCUAGACUCUUUUUUUUCAGUGUUUCUCUGUACGAAGCAUCGAAGCAGCAUUUUUAGCUCUGAAAUGGAGCUCGUAUCACCGGCUGCCAGCCUGUGGAUAUAAAAUAUUCUGACUUUUGUCAAAUCCAUACAUUUUAACAUAAAAAAUUGGUCAUCUUUUUAGGCAUUUAAACAUUGAAGGACCUUUUCUUUUUUUAUUGGACCCCACUUCCCUUAUCAUAGAUUGAUUGAUUCAGUGGGUCAGUGUUUUAUACCUUGUGUCUUAUGUUGCCUCCUUCUUAAAGAUUUUUAAAAAAGGGGGGCAGGUACAAACUUUAAUUAAAUGUGCAGGUGGCAAAGCUUUACUAUGAUAUUGUAGUUAUACAUAUAGUUUCAGACUGUUACAUCAGUAUACUGUAUACUUAGCCAGCUGUUUGUCUUUGGGUUCAGUGCAGUUUUAACGUGCUCCUGCCUUUUGCAAGGCAAUAUCACUCUGAAUCCUCGUGUUGAGUUUUUUACUAGGCGCACACUUUAAGCCUAAACUGAUAAUGAAUGUAAAAGGUUAUGCAUUGCAACAAAAAAACGCACUCAAAGCUGUUUUUUGAGGAUUUUUUAUAGCAUGAUGCUCGACUGAAAGCUUUUUUUGUUUGUUUGUUUGUUUGUUUUUAACAAAAAGAAAAAAAUAACAGAGUUAUGCCAGCGUGGCAAUCCAGUCUGUAGGCGUGUGCUUCGAGAAGUCACUUUGGAAAGACGUACCCAUCACAAAUGAAGUCACAGAACAGAAUCUCCUUUAUUUUAAAUACUGCUGUGGCAAAACGGGACUUUGCAGAGUCAGACUGUUUUUCUCUAAAUGCCUCCUGGUUGAUGACUAGUUGACAUCCAGAGCAAGGCCAAGGAUUACAUUAGCCUGCCAUGCUCACCUGGCGGAGGAUAGCACACACGUUCUCUCUCGUAGUUAUCUGUCAGUACAACAAUGUGCUCAAAAAUAAACGGAGAGCGUCUCACAACACAAUUUGUACAUGUUUGUCUUGCCAUAGUUGUUAUUAUGAGACAAGGGUCUCGGUAGUUCACUGACUGGAGGCCACUUUUUUCGUGUCCCUAGAUGUUUAAUGCCUAAGGGCAAAGCUUUUAACUCUUAGUAGUGUGGAGAGAAAUCUAAUUUAGCACAGUUCACUCCUAAAAAAGAACAAGUCACAUUUGCUCUUUUGAACAUUCAGAUGUGAGUUUGCAUGGAAGUUUGAGUGGCAGUUUGCUUUCUGAUGAUCUCUUGAUGAUCAUCUUCAAAGCACCUCUGCAGUGAUUCGCUGAUGGCCUGACAAAGAUGGUUCAUCCUCUGGACAUAUUGGCAAAAAAGCCUUUUUGGAGCCUUGCGUUUCUUCUCAUUUUCAUUAGUUUUAGGUAACGUGUGUCGUUGAUCAGUGGUGCCUAGUUCAAAAAGGAUUUUUCUGUUAGGAAUCCGUAGUUUCCCAGCUAAUCUGAGCGUGUGUGUGUGUGUGUGUGUGGAUUAUGAAUAGCUGUAAAUCAAAUGGCGAAAAUAUUUUCUAAGAGUACUUAGCAGUCUCUUUUUAAAAUGCUCAUAUUACAUGUGAGACUUGCAAAAAUAGUAUUUAGCAAUAGUAUUCACACUUUUUUUUCCUUAUUCUGGUUUAUGCUGGCUGACAGGAAAUGAGAUGAACUGAAAUGACAUUUACCUCUUUAUGACUCAUAUGCUAGCUGUGCUGGGCAAAGGCCCUCGAUUGUACAAACACAGCAGUUUUUUAAAAAAUGCCUUUGGCGUAAGUGCAAACUUAGAUUAUCGGGUUGUAUUUUAAAGCCCCAGUGUGUGUCUUGCAUGUUACUGACCUUAAACUUUAGUGUUUUGUAUUGAUUUUUUUUAAGCUCAUCUGACUGAAGGUUCAGUGCACUUACGCCAUGGCGAGGCAUCCGUCGUCCGUUUGUCCCACCGCAAUUCACAAGAAUCCGUACUCCUCCCAGAGUACUGGUCGGAUUUUAAUGAAACACAGUGAUCACCUGAUGUGUCUUCACCCACACUGUGCUCAAGGUCAAGGCUGUACAAGUCGUUUUUACAAGAAUCGCUACUCCUCCUGGAGUAUUGGUCUGACUUUAGUGAAGCAAGGCUAGAUAAUCCUGGAUACGACUGUUUGCGAGCCUCCUUGACUUCUCCCUCGACUUUAAUUAUCAUUCAUUUGUGCAAAAGAGCCGCACAGCUUUCUUUCUGUACUUCACACAUUACAACAACCUUUGAACUGUGAUGGAUCAUGAAGCAAAUGGGCUGUAAUGUCACUGACAAUCUGGUUAGUGAGUGCUUAGUUUUUUACAUUUUAUUGUAGAUUUUAAUUAGGAUAAUUGUCUUAAGGGGCAUCAUUCUGUUUUAAAUUUUACACUUAGAAAAGAGGUCAAAAAAUACCAUUUUUACAUGGCAUCCUCUUGAUAUUAGUUUAGAAAGUAUCCAUCCACUUUCUUCCGCUUAUCCAGUUCAGGGUCACAGAGGCUUAGCUGGAGCCUAUGCCAGCUGCCAUAGAGCAGAGGUGGGGUACAGUCUGGACACGUUGCCAGUCUCAUAUUCAUAUAAAUGGGCAAUUUACAGUGCUUGGAGUCUGAGAGUAAGCCAGAAAGAACAGGGAAAACAUGCAGACUCCCAGAAACACUUCAUGGAUUUGAACCCAAGACCUUCUUGCUGUGAGGCAACAAGUUCAACCACUGCACUACCGGCAUAGAAGCUAUUAACAAAAACACAAAGUUAGCGUGUGGAUCUGUCGGAUACUAGCUGAGGUGGUUCAGGCAUCCGAUUAGAAUGCCUUCUGGGCAUGCCCCGUGGAAAGAGGCCCCGGGGUAGGCCCAGGCCACGCCGGAGACAUUACGUCCCUCAGCACUGCCUGGGAAUGCCUCGGUGCUUUCCCCGAAUGAGCUGAAGGAGGUGGCUGGGGAGAGGGAGGUUUGAUCCAGCCCCAGAUGAGCUGGUGGAAAGCGGAUGGAUAGAUGUUUAAUUUCUAUGACUGAAACUGAACAAGAUGGUGAAACAUAGGAGUCACACACUGGGGCUUAUUGUAUCCCGACUCCUGCUUUCAUUUGACGUCAUUGUAAAUAGAACCGGUUUGAUUUGUCUCGCCUUGUCAGAAGCCAAUUUGUGUGGAGAAAAAGCCCCAGAUUUUACCUUUGUUACCACUCUUUGGCCAAGGCCUGAUAUAAGACUGUUACCUCGCUCGAGUUUUGACUGUAAAGGACUGUUCACUUCUCCUUCUGAAGAUAGUAUCUACUAUAUAUUUGUACUGAUUUUAUUUUGUAAUGCCAAAAGUUAAAGAAUUGAAUAAAAAUACAAAAAAAAACAACAACCUCACAUUGGUACAGCCGUUGAACCAUUUUGCCAGAAAACAAAAAACAAAACAUCCAAUCCUUUUGAUUCAGGAUAACUGAAGACUGUCUCCUUCUACUCCUGCAGCUACGAGACAGCAGCAUAUAUAGCAGUAUGUAUAUGUGACUGUACAUGGAAUAGUUCAGAUUAAUAUUACUACAACAUGUGGUGUACUUUGAAGGUAUCUUUGUGCAAUUCUACCUGCGGCUCUUCAGCGUGUCGUACGUAUGUGUGAGAGAGUAACCGUGCCGUUUUCUUGUUAAAAAUCACUGUCGCUUAUUGUGAGGAUAAUGUUGAGUAUAAUGUUAACAUAAUAACUGUCGAUUUAAAAAAAUGCCAAAACUUUUUCGUGUCAUCAUGGAUAUCAAGUUGAUUUUGUAUCUUGGUGUAAAGCAGAUUCAGAGAUUUCCGAUGCAUACUGAGUGAGAUGCUCUCACGUUUGUUGUGUCUGUUUGGUUGCACACCAUCAUGUUUUUUUGCUUUGUUUGUUUGGGUUUUUUUUGUUUGUUUGUUUUUUUGUUUGUUUUUUAGAAGGUGGGGUUGUAUUUAGAUUUCUUCCAUCUCACUGAUCAUCACUGAGAUUCUGCGAUAUUGGACGCAGACAUCUGCUUAACUCUAUUGAACAGAAAACUGUGGAUUUUGUGUCAAAAUAAAUGUGCUACCAAAUACAUGUGUGUACUUCUGCUUCACAUUAUACGCGCCUGUAGUUCUCACAUAUUUUGCUGUGAAAUACAGCCGAUCUGACGCCUGACUAAACUCCUACUCCUGAUUAUCUGUCGCUGUGAAUG